Messenger RNA from Cannabis sativa, 1149 nucleotides. RefSeq lists its product as uncharacterized. Gene Ontology annotation, molecular function: nucleic acid binding; RNA-DNA hybrid ribonuclease activity. The record is from RefSeq and is a predicted model, not a curated record. The transcript has a single exon. NCBI's taxonomy places the organism in Eukaryota, Viridiplantae, Streptophyta, Magnoliopsida, Rosales, Cannabaceae. The coding region runs from base 1 to 1149 and encodes 382 amino acids.
AUGAACAAGGAUGACAUUCCUUGGAUAUUGGGGAUACAGACAAUGCGAGACUGCGGAGAAGAUGAACUUAUUUGGAAUCCAACAAUUGAUGGGGAGUAUACGGUGGCCAGCGGUUAUCGAAUGAAGCAAAGUGAGAAAGAAGGUGCUGAAACGUCAAACAAAUCGAUAACCAAAGGGUGGUGGACUGCAGUUUGGCAUUCAAAUUUAACUCCAAAAAUAAAGAACUUUAUAUGGAGAGUUUGCCAUAAUUGGGUUCCCUCUAAGACUGAGCUUGCAAAGAGAGGUAUCAAAUUGGAUAGAACUUGUACUGGCUGCUGGAAUCAGAUUGAAACAAUCAGUCACGCUAUAUGGCAAUGUCCUCGGCUUAAGUAUGUUUGGAAAGAGACGGGGCUUUGGCAUCUCUUUCCUAAAAGUCUUGGACUGAUGUCGGAUUUGAUGGAGUUUCUCAUGUUUAUGAAAAACAAAUGCUCUAAUCAGGAUUUUGAAAGAUUUUUGGGCAUGAGUUGGAUGGUGUGGAGCCAACGAAAUAAUCGAAUCUUCCAAAAUAAGAAUCCCCCUCUGAAGAGCUGGACACCUUGGGCUCUUGACUUUGUUAACCAUGCUCUCACAAAGGCCACUGACAUCAAGGAUAAGAAGAGGGAUAAAAGUGUGAUCAGAUGGAAGGCUCCUCCGAAAGGCUCUUUUUUGAUCAACUGUGAUGCAGCACUAAGUCCAGAUCAGAUGGGGAGCGGAAUUGUUGCUGUCAUCAGAGAUUUUAAGGGCAAUUUGGUUGCGGCUGAGGUUAAAUACCAUAAUGGUUAUGUGUCGGUUCUUAUGGCUAAAUGUAUGGCUCUCAGAUUGGGCCUUUAUCUGAGCCACAAGAUGAACACAAAUCCAUUUUACCUCACAUCUGACAAUCUAACUGCUAUCAACCAUCUGCUUUCCAGGAAGGCUUCUCGAACGGAUUGGGGGCUGCAAUUGAAGGAUAUACUCUGUUCUCACUUGUUAGAUGACUGUAUUGAGAUUAGAUAUGUUAGUAGAGAUAGCAAUAGAGUUGCUCAUUCCUUAGCUAGGUGGGCUUUUAAGCUCAAAAGUAAUUCUUUUUGGUCAGAGGUUUUACCCUCUUGUGCUGCUGCCAUUUUAGAUGCAGAGAAGUCUGGCCUUGUGUAG